Messenger RNA from Mesorhabditis belari, 7791 nucleotides. The record is from the annotation of a GenBank genome assembly. NCBI's taxonomy places the organism in Eukaryota, Metazoa, Nematoda, Chromadorea, Rhabditida, Rhabditidae.
AUGGAUGGUAUUGAUCCGGAGACUCUUCUCGAAUGGCUACAAACGGGUGCGGGUGAUGAACGGGAUUUACAAUUGAUGGCUUUGGAGCAAUUAUGUAUGCUGUUGUUGAUGUCGGAUAAUAUCGAUCGAUGCUUCGAGAGUUGUCCACCGCGAACUUUCCUCCCGGCUUUGUGUAAAAUUUUCCUCGACGAAACGGCACCCGACAACGUGCUUGAGGUGACGGCCCGAGCGAUCACCUAUUAUUUGGAUGUGUCAAAUGAGUGCACGAGGAGGAUUACACAGGUGGACGGAGCAAUCAAAGCAAUUUGCAAUCGUUUGGCUGCUGCCGAAAUGAAUGACCGAAGCAGUAAAGAUCUGGCGGAGCAAUGCGUGAAACUUCUCGAGCACGUGUGUCAGAGAGAGACAUUGGCCGUAUAUGAUGCUGGCGGGAUACACGCAAUGCUGACACUUGUGCGACAAAAUGGAAAUCAAAUCCACAAGGACACCAUGUAUUCGGCGAUGUCUGUCGUGACACGCCUAUGCGGGAAAAUGGAGCCAAACGAGCCGGCACUGGCUCAAUGCGCUGAGAGUCUUGGCGCCUUGCUGGCACACGAGGAUGCAAAAGUGUCCGAGUCGGCGUUGAGAUGUUUUGCCGCACUCACCGAUCGUUUCAUCCGGAAAUCGAUGGAUCCCAUUGAGUUGGCCAGGCACAGCAAUCUUGUCGAUCAUCUACUCGCUUCACUCUGUGCAACCGAGCCUCCAUCAGCCGUUUUCACGAGCAUCGUUUUGUCGAUUCUCAGCAAUCUCUGCCGAGGAAGUGCCGAGGUCACGCAACAAGUGUUGAGCAAUAAUCUCUUGAUCGCCGCCCUCUUCGCCGUGUUGACGGGAAAGAAUGAUCGUUGUGUGACUGAUGGAUUGAGAUUAGCUGAUCUUCUCGUUGUUCUUCUUUGCGAGGGAAGGAAUUCGUUGCCGAAGAAUUGCCCGGUAUCGGAAACGGGAUUGGCCGGCUCGGGGACGGGAGAACGGGCAAGGCAUCUCAUCGAUGCGAUCCGCCAAAAAGACACUCAAGCGCUGGUGGAAGCGAUCGAAAGUGGAACGGUUGAUGUGAACUACACAGACGACGUCGGUCAAUCGUUGCUGAAUUGGGCGGCCGCAUUCGGCUCAAUCGAGAUGGUCUCCUUUUUGUGCGAUCGAGGAGCCGAUGUGAAUAAAGGAAGCAAAAGCAGCUCGUUGCAUUAUGCAGCCUGUUUUGGACGACCCGAUGUGGUGAAGAUGUUAUUGCAACGAGGAGCGAAUCCGGAUUUGAGAGAUGAAGAUGGGAAAACGGCGCUGGACAAGGCUCGUGAACGAAGCGACGAAGAUCACGCUCAAGUGGCGGCAAUCCUUGAAAGUCCGUCAGUAUACAUGCAUGCCCCGACAAAAAAAGAGGACCCACCCGAGAGCGUGAGCGGCAUUCAAACAAUGGAUGUGCCUGAUCGGAAUUUAGCCGCUCACGUCUUGCACAAACUUGUACCCGUCUUCUGUGAGAUAUUUCAGAAAUCAUUGAACAACAGCGUUCGUCGAUCAUCGCUUUCACUUCUCCGCAAAAGUGUCCAACACAUGACAAGCGAUGAUCUCCGAGCAGCAGCCGAGCAUUUAGCUUUUGAAUCGAAAUCGGAAGAUGCUCGCUCAUUCUCAGAUUCCCUCGUCGGCGUCCUCGUGAACGUUUUGGAGCAAGAGGAAGAUGUUGAUGGGCAAGAACAAGUGCUUUUGAUAAUGUCCUCUUUAUUGCACAAGGACAGCGGCUUCUGGGUGGAGGAGUUGAUCCGGCUUGGCGUCUUCGAGAAAGUCGAAUCAAUGGCAAAAGAGCCAUCAGUCCCUACAAUAUCUUCUUGUUCGAUGGCCAACCUAUUGGAGAUUCGUGAUUCGAUUGAUGAGAUGAAUGCAAGGAAUAAUACGCUUAGCCGUUCCACCUCUUCAACUCCAUCAGUGGCUCUCGAAUCAGACAUCGAAAGAACAACUCCCGGAAUCAGUGAAAGAGAUCGCGGACAAAUGCUCAACGUGCCAAUAUCGGUCGACGAAGACUUCUCCACAAUGCAAACCCCACCGCCAACUGUUGAAGUGGUCGGCACACCCAGCGAGGCUAUUGUCAGUCGAGAGGCUAAAGAGAAAGAUUUUCCGAAACAAAUUGAGAUUGCCGUUUUGUACCGUUGGAAAGAGUGGCGCAUUGUGCGUGACGCGGAAACGCUCUACAUUUGGGCCGAUCCGAUCGCCCUGGAGUUUCCUCAGAACUCUAAUGGCUGGAUUCGCUAUUUGUCGGACGGUCAACUGUGGAUCAUGUACAGUAAUGGACAUACGGAGAUCUCAUCGAGUGAAGUUGACGCGAAGAAAUCAUUUGUUACGAAAUGGCGACGAGCAACGGCAGCUUGCGGCGACGCAAUGCCCACAUCGCUUCUUCAAAUCCCGAAUCCAACCCGGAAAGCCCUCGUGCCUAGCUGGGAGUUAAUGUGUUUAAAAGGAAACGAGUUGAACGUUCGAUGCAAUAUGGAACAAGAAUCGAAUCCGAUCAUUAUCAAGGAUGAAAUUGCUGGGUUCACCUAUGACUCAAACGAGAAAGUCUCCGUUUGUCCGCAAACCGUUCUCUCGCAUGACUUCAGCACUGGCUGGUCUCUCCAUGGGGUCGGCGGUCGACGAGCUCGUUUCCGAAUGGAAAUGCAAAGGAAACGAGUACAGGAAUUGGCAUGGGAAGUUUGGGAUAAAUAUCUGAAAGAUGCAAAGACGAAACCACGAGAUGCCCUGCUGCAUCUACAAGAGGCUACAUCUUGCAUUCAGGAGUUCGUCAAGAGCACGCUGAUGAAGAAGAAAAACAUCGAGCAUGUGCAAAAUAUGGUGCACGCGUUGAACUACGUGAAAGAGUGUAUUUUGGACGAUCGGCGGCUCUCGAUUUUCGAAUUGUCCGUGUCAGGCCUCGUACCAACGCUUGUUGGAUUGUUGAACGCAAUCGAUCACAAGCCAAACUCUUUCCCGGCAAUUAUGUUCAAAGAGGCUUUCGGCUGUGGAAGUGCGCUGUCGGCGUUGGCGCGGAAAAUGGUUUUGAUUUUGGAAUCCACCGAGAAAUUCCCUCAAUAUCUCUACGAUGCACCCGGCGGAUCGGCGUUUGGAUUACAGUUGUUGAGUCGCAGAUUUAGACUGAAAUUGGAGUUGGCUGGGAGUGAUACCGAGGCUCAGAAACAUCUAUUGAAUAGAACGAAUCGUUUCUUCAAAAGCGAACCACUGACCACAAUUGGGCAACUCAAGAAUUUCUUGCUGAAAAUGGUUGCAAAACAAUGGUACGAUCGCGAAAGGGAAACAUUUAAUUUCGUGAAACAAAUCCAAAAGGAAAAAGAGCUUUCGUUCACGUACACAAGCGAUUUUGAUGAUCAGGGGAUUGUCUAUUGGUUGGGAACGAAUGGGAGAACGAACUCGGAAUGGAACAAUCCUGCAUCGAUUUCCAUUGUUAAGGUUUCAUGCUCCGACGCGCCAAGACAACCAUUCGGUCGACCUGAAGACAUUUUGAGUCGAGAAAUUCAGCCACUCAAUUGCCAUUCGAGUGAUGAUAAAAAUGGAAACUUCACCGUGGAUCUCGGUUGCCUCGUCGCCCCAACCGCUUACACCCUUCGCCACGCACGCGGAUAUGGAAGAAGCGCUUUGAGAAAUUGGCUUUUCCAGGGUUCUCGUGACAAUCACGUGUGGGAACUUCUCGUCGCUCACUCUGACGACACAUCCCUUGGCGACCCGGGAUCAACAGCUACUUGGCCUAUCGAGCCGGGAAAGGGUCCCUACCGAUAUUUCCGAGUCUCACAAAAUGGAAAGAACUCCUCCGGGCAAACCUACUACCUCUCGCUGUCUGGAUUCGAAAUCUAUGGAAAAGUCACCGAUGUUAUCGUAGAAGGAUUUAAAGUUGAAGAAAAGGAAAAGAAAACUCCUCCAUCGAAAGUGCCCGCAAAAAUGACGCCGGCUAGGGGAUCGAAGAAAGGCGAUGAGCCGAAAUCCCCGGGAACCACGUCGGAAGCUUUGGAGAUGCUCCCGCAAGGAGCGAACAAUAAUCGAAUCAAAUUCGGAAUUACAAUCGAUCAGAUUUUGCGAUCGAUGAAAAGCGGAACUAUGCGCACAAAGCACUCGGCUCGUCUUCUCCGAAACAUGCCCGGUGACACGAGUGAAUUGGUGGGAAUGGUGGUGAGGAGAGGACCCGAUUGGCAAUGGGAUGAACAAGAUGGAAGAAUGAAUGGCCGAGUGAUCACGUACACAAAACCUGGAAUGAUGGCCAAACAGAUGCCCGGAUGGAUUGACGUGACUUGGGAUAAUGGAUACACGAAUAGUUAUCGAUACGGAUACGAGGGGAGAUUCGAUCUGCAGAGAGUGGCUCGAACGACAGCUUCCGAUUUGCUGCAAGUGAUGCGUUCCCAUCAAAUCCUUCAACCCCGCCGCGGUGCGCCCGACACAUCGAUCACUUCCGGAAACUUGAUGACCCCACCAAGCCGUGAACAACCAUUCCAUUCCGGCUUUGCACCAUUCGGACUUCGAUCGAUGAAACCAACCGCUGGCAAAACUCGAAUGCGCACCUCUGGACGCCCAAAUGCUCAACUCGGCUCUUCAGCGACUCAAUCAAACACAUCAUCUUCUAUUGGAAAGAAAUCCAUGUCAACAACUGAUCUCGUUGAUGAAAGAGCACGUGAAAGUGGGACAAGCAGUGCGGUUACUGUGGCCGCCACUGGACAAGCCGCUUCCGCUGAAAGCCUUCAACAUCAAACGCCUAGCUUGGAGAAUCUACUUAGAGGCUCACGAAUUUACCAAAUUGCUGAAAGAAAUGAGACGCUUGAGGGAAGAGAGACGCCAAUAACAGGACAGGAUGAGAGGCCCGGCUCCUCUCAACCAUUGCUCUCCGGAUCGUCGACGAAACAAAAUGAAAUGGACACCUCAAGCUCAACUCAGGGAGGCAGUGGAAAUCUUUCCCUCUCGACACCCGAGUUGGCUGCGGUGAUUCAAAGGAAUUCGUCGGAGGGCUCCGAGUUGACGAAAGCUUUGGAAGAAGACGAAGAUGAUGAUGAAAAUGAUGAUGAGAAUGAGGAUGGAGAACCGGAUGAUGAUGAAGAUGAUGACGACGAUGAUACGGAUAAUGAUGACAGAAACGAGAAGAAAGAGGGCAGUUUGACGGAUCUAUUGGUCGACUUGGAUGGUGGAAGUGGUCCAUCGGGAAGCUCCUCAAAAGCCACCAUUGCCUCAAAUCCUCAAUCUUCUUCGGCUGAAAGGGGAAUCUUUGAGCGAAUUCGAGAAGUCAUCGGAAUCGAAGAUUCACUCGAACAACUUUUGAGUGCCGCAGCAACGGGAGUUGAUGGAGUGCCAACGAAUAAAAAGGCGGUGAGGAAAUCGAGUGGAUCGCUGAAAGCGAAAAUUGGAACCUACGCCGACGUGCUGAGAUCGGUGAUGUAUCAGAUGAUGGAUACCUCAUCUGGUGACAUUGACGAGAUGGACGAGGAAAUUUUUGAAGAUGAAACGGACGCGAAUGAAGACGAAUUGAUCGAAGACCAUGAUCUAGGACUCACAGCCGGCAUUCUACCAAGAGGAUUGAUCGGAAGAAUUGGAAAUGAUGGAGGGAUCCGAUUGAAUUGGCGGCAAAUGUCCCAAUUGUUGAUGAAUGAACCACAUCGUUUACAAGAGGGAACAAGCAAAGGUCGACUGACGCAGUCGAAUCUCCGACAAUGGGACGACGAAUUUGUGCUCAAAUGUCAAUUCCAGGCACUGAUCCCGGCUUUUGACCCGAGACCCGGUCGUUCAAAUGUCAAUCAGACACAAGAUGUCGAACUGCCCGCGAAUCUCACCGAGUUCCCAGCUACUCCUAAUCCACUUGUCAUGAACAACGACAUCAAACUCCGACUCUUCCUGCGUGGACCGAAUCUUCCCGGAAUCGAGAACAAAACGAUCGAGUUGUGUAAAGAUGAGCAAUCGCUUUUCAAAUGCAUUCAAACACUCACCAACAACAUCGAAUGGCAACAGAAAGGAGACAAAAACCGGCGAAUUUUUGACCCGACUUACACGAUUCUUUACGAGGAUGCAUCGACUGCACCCAGUGUCGACACGUCGAAUAUCCCGACUGAAGAGAGCAAAGUGCCCGAGGUUGUCAAUCAGACAUUGGAUGUGCUCAAUCUGCUCGCGAAAAUCGCAACAACUCUCCCCGAGUCCGAGCUUCCGUCGAACAUCUUUGUAUCGGAGAAGCUCACACAAAAGCUCAUUCAAGAGUUGUCCGAUCCUUUGGUUGUCUCAUCUCGUUCGAUGCCUGAAUGGUGUGAGCGCUUGAUUUACGCAUAUCCGUGUCUUUUCACGAUGGAUACAAGGAACAUGUACAUGCAAGCAACGGCUUUCGGCGUAUCUCGGUCGAUCGUUUGGCUUCAAUCGAGAAGAGACGCGGCGUUGGAGAAAACGAGAGGCGCCUCGAGCAAUGCAACCGUUGGAUCAGCAACAGUUCGACGAGAAGAUGCGUAUGAAUAUCGAGUGGGACGGUUGAAACACGAGAGAAUGAAGGUGACUCGAUCGGAAGACGCCCUUUUGGAGCAAGCGAUCCGUGUCUUCCGCUUCCACUCGUUCAACAAAGCCGUCUUGGAGAUUGAAUAUAAUGGGGAAGAAGGAACUGGCCUGGGUCCAACUCUUGAAUUCUAUGCCCUCGUAUCAGCCGAAAUGCAAAGGAAAGCACUGGCCAUUUGGUGGUGCGAUGAUCUAGAUGAAACACAGUUGAAGCUAGAGGAAAAGGAACUCGAUUUGGGCGAGGGAAAGAAACCGCCGGGGUACUAUGUGCGUCGAGCGGGCGGACUCUUCCCUGCCCCUCUUCCACCGAACACCGAACAACGGCGACGAGCCAGCGAACUCUUCCACGUGCUUGGGAUCUUCCUUGCUAAGGUUCUACAAGAUGGCCGCCUCGUCGACAUCCCCCUCUCCCAGCCGUUCCUCAAGCUGGCCAUUCAUCCAAAAGUCAAUAAUCACACCUCAUUGAACGAUCUUGAUGGAGUGCUGAAUUUGGAUGAUUUCGAAGAAGUUCAUCCAGUUAAAGGUCGUUUCUUGAAAGAACUAUCCUCGUUGGCAGCUCGGAAGAGAACGAUUGAAUGCGAUGAAAAUAUGGACAAUAUUGCAAAAAGGAGACGAAUCGAUGAGCUAACAUUGAACUUCAACGGAACACGAUGCAAGAUCGAAGAUUUGGCUCUAAACUUCACCGUCAAUCCCCCGUCAACCGUUUUCCAAUAUAAAGAAAUGGAGUUACUGGAGGGCGGAUCAGAUAUGGAUGUAACGAUGGACAAUGUCGAGCUCUAUGUCGAGAAAUGCACCGACUAUUAUUUGAACUCGGGAAUCAUUGAACAGGUUCGUGCAUUCCGUGAGGGUUUCGACAAGGUUUUCCCGUUGCAUUCACUUCGAUCAUUCACUUCUCAAGAAGUACAAUGUUUGAUCUCGGGAGAGCAAUGCCCUGAAUGGACAAGAGAGGAUCUUAUCAAUUACACUGAGCCAAAACUCGGCUACACUAGGGAGUCACCGGGUUUCCUCAGAUUCGUCGAUGUGAUGGUUGAGCUGACGGCACCGGAAAGGAAAAGUUUCCUCCAAUUCGCGACUGGAUGCAGCAGUCUGCCGCCAGGUGGCUUGGCCAACCUUCAUCCCCGCUUGACGAUCGUUCGAAAAGUUGAGAGUGGUGAUGGAAGUUAUCCCUCGGUUAACACGUGUGUUCAUUAUCUGAAACUUCCCGAGUACUCGAGCUCCGAGAUUUUAAGAGAACGUCUCCUCACAGCGAUCAACGAAAAGGGUUUCCAUCUGAAC